AUGCUCUUCAGCCUCCACUCUCUACUGCCCUUGCUGGCAACUCCUGCUCUUGUUCUAGCUGCUUCAAUCCCUCGCAGCGACAGCAGUUCAUCUUCCACUACCGUCUGGGCGACUCCCCACGACAGCUACUCAUCCUCUGUCGGCGUGCUGGGUUGCAAGGUCAACACCAACCGUGUCGCUUACUGGCCCGACUCAGUUGACUGCAACAACAUUUGCGUCUCUCUGCAGUACCAGGACCGCCAAGUCUAUCUCCUGCGCGUCGACCAAUCGCAGGGCGCGCACGACAUCAGCUACGAUGCCUGGAACUACCUUUACACGGGCUAUUCGGCAACAAAGAAGCCCUUUGCCGGAGGACCCGUCGCGAUGACAACGCAAAACGUGGACCCGUCCAAUUGCGCGAGCCUGAUCCAUACAAAGGGCAGUAAGCUCCCUCUCAGCGCGGCAAACAGCAUGAACUUCCUUGCCAGCUGUCUGGAGCAGGAGAACUCGUGGGUGGGCAGCAACUAUGUCCUGUACAACAUCCUCGACUCCAUCUGCACGCUGGGACAGGACCAGACUUGCACGUUGGACUGGCCCAACGCCAACCAGCCGUCUUGUCCAGGCACCCUCGGCGUGCCUGAUGCCCUCAAGACAGAUCCCGUAUGGAACAUCCAGUACCCUUCUGGAGAUAAAGUUCUUGCUGGAGCGCCACCGACGGUGCCUACCGGAGUUCCAGUGCCCGCGCCGGCCCCGACCCCGGCCGCUGAUGCAGACGACGAAAACGGUGCACGGAGUCUGACGUGUCCGGAUUCCUUACUUUGGAUAUCCACCCUUUCAUUACUUUCCAUAUUCUACAUUCUCUGA
This is a messenger RNA of Trichoderma harzianum CBS 226.95, 843 nucleotides long. RefSeq lists its product as hypothetical. The coding region runs from base 1 to 843 and encodes 280 amino acids. The transcript has a single exon. The record is from RefSeq and is a predicted model, not a curated record. NCBI's taxonomy places the organism in Eukaryota, Fungi, Ascomycota, Sordariomycetes, Hypocreales, Hypocreaceae.